UUCCACCGUAACGCCAACACGUGAGCACGAGCUCCUCCGCACAGCUUCUCGGUGCAGCUUCUUUUUUUCUCCGUCUUUUUUUGGUGCGCAGAAAUCCCGGCAGAGUGAGAGCUCUCUACUCCUCCUGCUCCUCUCCGGGUCCCCCCGUCUGUCUGCAUGUGGGUGAUCAGAGUCCGACGUGCCGCCACAACAUCGCACGUUUUCAGCAGCUCCGCGCGCAGGUUGUUUCCAGCUGAGCACCCUGCGAGAGAGAGAGCAGCAGUCGGCACACACUCCAGUGCAUCUUCCUCACACUCGGUGACAGGGUCCACGAUGAGGAGGAAGCUGCUGGUGGAUGUGGACUGUGGGGUGGACGAUGCUCAGGCCAUCAUGCUGGCGCUGGCCGCCCCCAGCGUGGAGCUCCUGGGCAUCACCUGUGUGCACGGAAACACCACCGUGGAGAACGUGUGCAGGAACACGCUGCGGGUGCUGCAGGCCUGCAGUAAACUGGAGAUUCCAGUGUUUAAAGGGGCCUCUAAGCCGAUCCUCGGGGUCUGCAUUAACGCGGGACACUUCCACGGGGAGGACGGGCUGGGAGACGCUCCCGACCCCAACGCUCCCGGUCUGGACCUGGUUCAGAAGGAGGGCGCCGUGUCGGCCAUGAUCAGGAUCGUCAAUGAGAACCCAGGGGAGGUGUCUCUGGUCGCCACGGCACCUCUCACCAACCUGGCUCUGGCUGUGAAGAUGGAUCCGUCUCUACCGAGCAAACUCCGGGGGCUCUACAUCAUGGGAGGCAACACUGAAUCUCGAGGAAACACGACAGUGUGUGGCGAGUUCAAUUUCACUGCCGAUCCAGAGGCUGCGUACAUCGUCCUGAACGACUACCAGUGUCCCACCUACUUGGCCUGCUGGGAGUUCACCUGCUACAGCAAGCUAUCCUGGGAGUUUUGCGACGCCUGGUUGGCGCAGGACACGGAUAAAGCGCGCUUCAUGGCGCGGAUCUUCCGGCACAGCAUCGAGGCGUCGCACGGCGAGCGGCUCCAGAAAGAGUUCGUCGGCGGCACAGGUUUCGUUUCCUGCGACUCGUACGCCAUGGCCGCCGCCGUGGACGAUUCCCUCGUCGUGGAGAGCGACCGUUACCCGGUCAGCGUGGAGCUGACGGGCACGCACACCAGAGGCAUGAUGAUCGUGGACACGGUGGGCUUUCUGAAGAAGGCCCACACGGCUACCAUCAUGAAGAAGGUGGACAUGGAGAAGUUCAAGCGGAUGAUGACGGCGGCUUUACAAUAACAGCCCUGAGCACACUGGUCAAGCAUUGGUGAGCACCAGGGUUCUGUUGAAGAAGCUUCCUACUUCACAAGAGCCAUUCAUAACAUGUUUGUAAAAAAAUUUAACUGCAACUUUGCCAUUUCUAAUUGUGUGAUGUACGUUUUCUACACUAGAAAUCAGGUGUCAGAUGGGAUUCUGAUGACGGCACCUCCAUUCAAAUUGUAAUAAACUUGCUUUACAUUUUA
Messenger RNA from Cyclopterus lumpus (lumpfish), 1493 nucleotides. RefSeq lists its product as uncharacterized. The transcript is spliced from 7 exons. NCBI's taxonomy places the organism in Eukaryota, Metazoa, Chordata, Actinopteri, Perciformes, Cyclopteridae. The record is from RefSeq and is a predicted model, not a curated record. Gene Ontology annotation, molecular function: hydrolase activity, hydrolyzing N-glycosyl compounds. Bases 157 to 1269 code for a protein of 370 amino acids.